AUGUCGAUAGUUUCGUUACUAGGGAUCAAUGUGCUGAACAACCCGGCCCGGUUCACGGAUCCGUACCAGUUCGAGAUCACGUUUGAGUGUUUGGAGCCGCUGAAGGAGGAUUUGGAGUGGAAACUGACGUAUGUUGGUUCUUCGAGGUCUCUCGAGCACGACCAGGAGCUCGAUUCAAUUUUGGUGGGGCCUGUGCCCGUGGGGAUCAACAAGUUUAUCCUGACUGCGGACGCUCCGUCGCCAGAGCUGAUUCCUGCGAGCGAGCUUGUGUCUGUGACGGUGAUCCUGCUGAGUUGCUCGUACAAAGAACGCGAGUUUGUGAGAGUUGGCUAUUACGUGAACAACGAGUACGACUCGGAGGAAUUGCGCGAGAACCCGCCGUCCAAGGUCCAGGUCGAGCACAUCGUGAGAAAUAUUCUUGCUGAGAAGCCGCGUGUGACCCGUUUCAACAUCGUCUGGGACAACGAGGAGGACGAGGAGUAUCCGCCCGAGGAGGAAGAGGACGAGGAGGAUGAUAAGGAGACUGUUGGCGACGAAGAGGAGGAGGAAGAAGAAGAAGAAGAGGAAGACGAAGAAGAGGAAGAAGAGGAAGACGAAGAGGACGGGGACGAGGCUGAGGAAGUCGAAGAGGUCGAAGAAGUCGAAGAGGUGGAGGAAAAGAAAGAGUAG
Ogataea philodendri is the source of this 669-nucleotide messenger RNA. RefSeq lists its product as uncharacterized. The transcript has a single exon. Gene Ontology annotation, molecular function: histone binding. The record is from RefSeq and is a predicted model, not a curated record. The coding region runs from base 1 to 669 and encodes 222 amino acids. Gene Ontology annotation, cellular component: nucleus. Gene Ontology annotation, biological process: DNA replication-dependent chromatin assembly. Lineage: Eukaryota; Fungi; Ascomycota; Pichiomycetes; Pichiales; Pichiaceae.